GAGUCGGGACGGGAAAAUGCAGUAAAAAUAGAGCUGAGCAGAAAGCUCGGCAGCACUGACGGGAGCUGGAGCGAGAAGGAGGGGGAGGGACGUCCGAGGAUUACCGGCUGGAAAGGGGAGAGUGACGGCGCUAUGAGGACAGGGCUCCGUCCUCGCACUGCCAGCUGACCUCCUGGACACGCGGGGGCGGGAACGGAGCGGCCAGGCCUGGACGGAUGUCCGGCGCGCAAACUUCCCGGUGAAGCGGCGCUGUCGGAGCGGAUUACGCGCAGAACGGACCCGAACAGCGCUCCGGUGCCGAUGCCAGCGGCAGCCUGUCGCCUGCUCCAUCAUGGCCGGAUCAUGAGGUGUUUGACUUUCCUGCUGCUGCUCCCAGAGGCGCUGAAGAAGUCCCGGAAGCUGCCGGGCAGGCUCCCGGUGUGUUACGACAUCCUCUCGCUGUCCAGCACCAAGAAGAAGCAGAAGGAGAGGAAGAUGGCUGCGGAGCUGUACCCCGCGGAUAACACCAACAACGCCAACCUGGCCAACGGCACCACGGUGGCGGACGCCGAGAAGACCAAGGAGGUGCAGCUGUGCCUGCCGGGCGGCGGCGGCGGGGGCGGCAGCGCCGCCACCACCCCGACCAGCCAGCAAAACAUCAACAACAACAACGUGGAGCCGGCCAGCUGGCAGUGCAGCCACCCCACGCUCAGGGAGAGGAAUGCCUUGAUGUUUAACAAUGAGCUGAUGGCUGAUGUCCACUUCAUCGUUGGGCCCUUGGGGGCCUCGCAGAGGGUGCCAGCACACAAGUACGUGCUGGCCGUGGGAAGCUCCGUCUUCUGUGCCAUGUUUUACAGCGAUUUGGCGGAGGAGGAGUCAGAAAUACAUAUCCCAGAUGUGGAACCUGCUGCUUUUCUAAUUCUGCUGAAGUACAUGUACAGUGAUGAGAUAGACCUGGAGGCAGAUACGGUGCUGGCCACCCUGUAUGCCGCUAAGAAGUACAUCGUCCCGGCACUGGCCAAGGCCUGCGUCACCUUCCUGGAGACCAGCCUGGAGGCUAAGAACGCCUGCGUGCUGCUCUCCCAGAGCCGGCUGUUCGAGGAGCCGGAGCUGACACAGCGCUGCUGGGAGGUGAUCGACGCGCAGGCAGAGCUGGCGCUGCGCUCCGAGGGUUUCUGUGAGAUCGACCUGCUGACGCUGGAGAUCAUCCUGCAGAGGGAAACGCUCAACACCAAGGAGGUGGUGGUCUUUGAGGCCGUUAUGAGCUGGGCCGCAGCUGAGUGCAAAAGACAAGGUUUGGGGCCCACCACCCGCAACAAAAGGGAGGUGCUGGGCAAGGCGCUGUUCUUGGUGCGCAUUCCCACCAUGAGUCUGGAGGAGUUUGCAAACGGAGCAGCACAGUCGGAUAUUUUGACACUAGAGGAGACUCUGAACAUGUUCCUGUGGUACACGGCGGCCAAAAAGCCCAGCGUGGACUUCCCCCUGACUCUGAGGAAGGGCCUGGUCCCUCAGCGAUGCCACCGCUUUCAGUCCUCGGCUUACCGGAGCAAUCAAUGGCGCUACCGCGGCCGGUGUGACAGCAUCCAGUUCGCGGUGGACAAGAGGAUCUUUAUUGCUGGUUUGGGUCUGUACGGGUCAAGCGGCGGCAAAGCCGAGUACUGUGUCAAAAUUGAGCUUAAGAGACAGGGGGUGACCCUGGCCCAGAACCUGACCAAAUUUGUGUCGGACGGGUCGAGCAGCACGUUCCCCGUGUGGUUUGAGCAUCCUGUCCAGGUGGAGCAGGACGCCUUCUACACGGUGAGCGCCGUGCUGGACGGCAACGAGCUGAGCUACUUCGGGCAGGAAGGCAUGACAGAGGUGCAGUGUGGGAAGGUGACGUUUCAGUUCCAGUGCUCCUCUGACAGCACCAACGGCACCGGCGUGCAGGGAGGACAGAUCCCUGAGCUCGUGUUCUACGCAUGAGCUGCUCAGGACCGCCCCCCACCCCCAGCCUUCACACUUAUGUAGCAUUAAGGACACCUGAGGAGCGUUACAGUCAAUGACUUACUUUUCCAAGAGACUAUUUUAAAAGUGGAGCAGCCGUCGUCUUAUCUUAUUUAACUUAUUUUUUUAUUAUUAAUAUUUAAAUGCGGAUUUAACUGUAUUCUUUGUUUGUGAAGAGCCGCUGCUGGAACUACAGUAACACAUCCAUUACAUAAUCAUCUGAGCUCUGGAGCAGAACGCACAGCAGCGCUUUGGCAUGUGUGAGUCGGUGUGUGAUGGACGCUUUUGUAAAAUACCGGUUAACGGCCGACAGCUUGAUGCUGCUCAACGACACGUGUUCUGUAUGAGAAUGCUGACAAUAAAAACAUGCAGGUUAUAGCCAACAAAGACA
This is a messenger RNA of Oryzias melastigma (Indian medaka), 2353 nucleotides long. Its product is annotated as BTB/POZ domain-containing protein 6-B. Gene Ontology annotation, biological process: neurogenesis. Lineage: Eukaryota; Metazoa; Chordata; Actinopteri; Beloniformes; Adrianichthyidae. The record is from RefSeq and is a predicted model, not a curated record. Gene Ontology annotation, cellular component: cytosol. The coding region runs from base 301 to 1941 and encodes 546 amino acids. The transcript is spliced from 4 exons. Gene Ontology annotation, molecular function: protein binding.